Messenger RNA from Rotaria sordida, 1509 nucleotides. The record is from the annotation of a GenBank genome assembly. Lineage: Eukaryota; Metazoa; Rotifera; Eurotatoria; Philodinida; Philodinidae.
AUGAGCAAUAAUGAUGAAAUUUGUACUUAUUCAAAAUGUAUAGAAGAUCUACCCGAAGAAAUUUUAUUACGUAUUUUUCGAUAUCUUUUACCUUAUAAAGAUUAUUCAUCUAUUCGACUUGUUUGUCGACAAUGGGAAAGACUUGGACGUGUAACUAAAGAUUGGCGUAUGAACAAUUUUUAUAAUAAUUUAUCAUUAUCAACAUCACCAGUUUCUAUUCAUUGGCAUUUAAUUGAUCCACCAAAAAAAUUUAAUUUAAUACCACGUUUUUCACAUUCAGUUUGUUAUGUUGAUUCAAAACGAAUGUUAUAUGUAUUUGGUGGUAAUCGUGAUAUGGCUACAUCACUUAAUGAUUUUUGGUGUUUAGAUUUAUCAACACGAAAUUGGGAAAGAAUUUUAGCAACCGGAAGUUAUCCACCACCAAAAUGUUCAUCAACAUUUAUUGAUGAUGAACAAGGAAAUUUAUUAUUAUUUGGUGGUCGUUCAAUGAUUUAUAUUGAUGAUAUACAUAUGCGAGAACAACUUCAUCAUGAACUUCAUUCAUAUUCAUUAGAAAAAAAUACUUGGAAUUUACAUAAAAAUUUAAAUGAACCUGGACCUAUUUGUGAUCAUAGUGCAUCAAUUAUUAAUAUUAAUAAUCAAAAACGAAUGAUUAUUUUUGGUGGUUGUAUGAUAAUAGAUGAUCAAUAUCAACAAUCAACACCUCAAAGAACAAAUGAUUUAUGGCAAUGGACAAAUACUUGGACAAUGAUUCAUGUUAAUGGAACUAAACCAGAACCAAGAAAAGGUCAUUCUCAAUUUACAUUAAAUUCUGAAAAUAUUUUAAUUAUUGGAGGUUCAUCUUUAACUCGUGUUUGUCGUGAUGUAUGGCUUUUUUCAUUUCAAACAAAUCAAUGGACACAAAUAACAGUUAAUAAUCAAUAUCCAAAUGAUUUUGCACCAAGUAAUGAUGAUUUAUCUUAUUUAUCAUUCUGUAUGGUAUUACCAUCACAAAUAUUAAUAACAUUUGGUCGAUUAAGACGGCAUCCAACUGAAAAUGAACGUCAUACAUAUAGUCAAUAUGAUUUUUCUCAUUGUGAUAAAAAAUCUCGCGAAGAAUUAUUGCUUGCAUCAUCAUCAUCUCUUCCAAGUAGUUCAAGUGAUGAAAAUGAUGAAACAAAUCGUUAUUCAAUGGUACAUAAACGAUUACAAUUACCACUUAUAAAUAAUAAAUAUAAUAUGAUGGAUAUAUCAAGUGGUUUUCAAAUGUAUCGACUUGAUAUAUCAAAUUUAUUUUCAUUAAAUCCAUGUGUUACAUGGUUACCAUCAAAAUCUACAUCUGUAUUUGGUAGUCCAUCACGUUCAUCACUUUAUUAUUCAUUAAUAUAUGCUCGAAGUGAAUUUAUUCUUUUUGGUGGUAUAGAAAAAAGAAAAUUAUGUUUACAAAAACAUUUUUCAGACAAAGAUAAUCGAUCUCAAUCGAUAUCUGGCACACUUGCUUUUAUUACACUGUCAAAUAUUGCUUUAUAG